Messenger RNA from Marmota flaviventris (yellow-bellied marmot), 4182 nucleotides. It is a transcript of the gene Acer3, whose product is annotated as alkaline ceramidase 3. Gene Ontology annotation, biological process: phytosphingosine biosynthetic process; ceramide metabolic process. The record is from RefSeq and is a predicted model, not a curated record. Gene Ontology annotation, cellular component: endoplasmic reticulum membrane. NCBI's taxonomy places the organism in Eukaryota, Metazoa, Chordata, Mammalia, Rodentia, Sciuridae. Gene Ontology annotation, molecular function: N-acylsphingosine amidohydrolase activity.
GCGGAUCCGAGCGCAGCUAGGGUGGCAGCGGCGACGCGAUGGCUCCGGCUUUGGACCGGGAGGGUUACUGGGGCCCUACAACCUCCACACUGGACUGGUGCGAGGAGAACUAUUUUGUGACCGAGUACGUCGCCGAGUUCUGGAAUACAGUGAGUAACCUAAUUAUGAUCAUACCUCCAAUUUUGGGUGCAAUUCAGAGUAUUAGAGAUGGACUGGAAAAGCGGUACAUUGGUUCUUAUUUAGCACUCACAGUGGUAGGAAUGGGAUCCUGGUGUUUCCACAUGACUCUGCAAUAUGAAAUGCAGCUAUUGGAUGAACUCCCAAUGAUUUACAGCUGUUGCAUAUUUGUAUACUGCAUGUUUGAAUGUUUCAAGAUGAAGAACUCAGUCAACUACCAUCUACUUUUUACUCUAGUUCUAUUCAGUUUAUUAGUAACCACAGUUUACCUUCAUGUAAAAGAUCCCAUAUUUCAUCAGGUCAUGUAUGGAAUGUUGGUCUUUACAUUAGUACUUCGAUCUAUUUAUAUUGUUACAUGGGUUUAUCCAUGGCUUAGAGGACUGGGGUAUACAUCUUUGGGUUUAUUUUUAUUGGGAUUUUUAUUAUGGAACAUAGAUAACAUCUUUUGUGACUCGCUGAGGGACUUUCGAAGGGAGGCGCCACCUAUUCUAGGUGUUACCACACAGUUUCAUGCAUGGUGGCAUAUUUUAACUGGACUGGGUUCUUAUCUUCACAUCCUUUUCAGUUUAUACACUAGAACACUUUACCUGAGACACAGACCAAAAGUGAAAUUUCUCUUCGGAAUCUGGCCAGUGAUCAUGUUUGAGCCUCUCAGGAAGUACUGAUGAGAUUAUUCCACCAUUAAAACAAAGACACUUAUCAUAAACCUGACAGGAUAAAUAAGAGAUAUCUAAAGAUCUACAUAUUCAAAUACAUCAUGACCAUCACAACAGAGGAGUGAUUUUCUAAUUAAUGCCCUGGCCACAGGGAGGAUGAGGAAUGGACCUGUGGGAUGUUGGCUCCUGGCUUUAUCUCAUUUGUCCUCCUCAUCUUCAUCCUAAGAUGUUCAUAAAGAAACAGAUGUGUAUUUAUAUUUUAGAAUGCUGGGGAAAUUGGGCUUUUCUUAACAGGUUAACAGUUUGUGCUGGUCAUAGGAAAUUAACCAUUUUUCUUUUUGACAGGGUUGCAUGUGAAUUAUACCUUUCUUAAUGUUUGAUUAAAUGAUGAAAAUAGUCAUUAAGUACUGGCAAACCCUGUAUCCAGAUGGCCAGCUGUGACACACCACUUAGCUGUGUCAGCUUUGGUUUAUAGUGUUGUCCUAUUAACCUCACAGAUGAUUUUCCAAGAUGGAGGGGAAAAAGAGAGCUCCCUGUGGGAUUAAAGAUAGCACCUCUUCACUGUCCAUCUUGGUGCUAGGCAGAUGGAAUAGUAUAAGCAAAUUCAGACUGGCCAGUGGGUUCAAUACUUGUCACCUCCCAGGAUUUGCCAUGGGCUCUGAGAUAUCUGUGGACCAUGACCAAUCAGAACAGGCGGGUCAUCUUUUAUCCUUUCUGAAGCUCCACCAGGACACCUACAGACUGCUGCUCCUCAGUUAAAGGUGGUUGCUUCCUUUGCUUUGAUCUUUGCAGAUCUUUAAAUUGUAUCUGUUUUUAUGGCUAGGCAAAUAUGAUGGUUGAUCUAGCCUACCCAUAUCCCAGUCUCCUAGCUAACUUAUUUGAAGUUAUCAGGGAAUGUCAUAAAAUGCUGGCUUUUUGCCUUAUGUGAUAUUUUCCAGUUCUCAGAGAGGCCAUAGUUGUGCCCAGGGAAGUAUGUCAAGUUAACUAGAGAUUAAAUGGUCAGAAUUCUAUUUAUAUAAAGUUUAUUAAAAUAUCUGCUCCUUCAUUUUUUGAAGGAAAUAGAUAUAAAGGACAAGUCUCUUUUUUAAGCCAGUUUCUUCAACAAUAAAAUGGAGCUGUUAAUAGUUACACUGCAGAGUUUACAGAUUAAAUGCCCAUCUACUAUUAAGUAGAUGCUUCAUACAUUUGAAUGGAUUAAAUGAAAAUAAUUUCAUUAAAAAAUUGUAACUUGCAGAACAUCCAAAGAUUACAUUGCUAAGAAAUAGCAGUAAAAUCUCAUAUAAGUCAGCUAGUUAUAAUUUUGAUUUGAAUGUAUAACAAAUUGAAUCACUUUUCAUAAUCAAAAAAUGAAGGAGCAGAUAUUUAACGUCUAAUGAUUACAUUUUGAGCUAUGGCUUCAAAAGAAAAAUUGGUUUUUCUUUUCUGCCAAGUUUAAAAAAACACUCUUGUCAUUUUUCCAAUAUUCAGUAAGUAACCUUGAUACAUAUUUAAAGCCAAAAAUUGUUUUAUUUACCUACUGGCCUUAGUUUUAGCCCGAGUACUAUUUUCCUUCCCUUAGCAUAGCAACAAGCCAUUGGGCAGAUACUUCCAUCUACUUUUUUUUUUUUUUCCAUUUACUUUUGAGCAAGAACAAUACCUGCCAAAACGUAAACCUGAAGAGUACCUUGGUUGUGUUUAGAAGGACAUAAAACUAUGUAGUUCCAGUGCAGUCCAUAAAACUUUUUUCUUUUGCCACAAGAUUAUAACUUCUGGCUACAUUCUCCUCCAUCUAUCUUUGGCUAUCACUUUAGAAAGAAUUAGUUUCACACCGUUAUAUUUUUGUACUGCAUGAAGAAUCCAUUUAUGGGAACAAAAGCACAUCCUUCCUGACUUCUGCUAAUAUCAUAAGACUGAUAUUCUGCAGUAGUAAAGUCAGAUUAAGAGAGCGCCCUGAAACUGGGCCAUUUAGAACUAUUUGUUGAAUGUUCAAUUCAGCCACUACCAUUGGUCAUUUGAAAAUUGCCCAGCAUCUCACUAUAGAGACAUCUGCACUCCUGAUGACUUGUAUGACUAGUCAGUUCUUCAAAGACCUUUAUUACUGUUUUGAGGACAGACAGCAUGAAUGCUCCACAUAGAACACUGUAUAUGUGUUGAGUAGAAAUCAGAGAAAAAAAAGCCAGGCCUCUUAAUUGGCUUUUUAAUUUUCCAAGUCAGUUUGUACCUACACAAUGGCUCUCUUAUUAGCAACAAGUGACACACUCAGUACUUUGUAUUGGUGCCAAAUUGUAUGCAAACGUUAAUUCAUCUUUAUUUCAAUGGCUUCAUCUUUUUCCUUCUUGGAUUCUGGGUAGAUAUUACAGGAUUGGAUGCCUACCCACUCCCUUACCUUCAUUUACUUAGAAAACUUCCUGUUAACUAGAGUGUACAAAAAGCCUGUUUCCUGCUGAGCAAAUAAUGAUAUGUUUGCUUAUCACCUGAUGUGAAAGGUGCUCAUCUGUGAGCUCAGAGCAAAUUACAUUAAUACUUUAUUAGGAUGUUAAAGAAGCACUUUGCUCUUUUGAAGAUCUUUCUUGUGUUGUCAUUUUUUCUUUAGAAAACUGAAAACAAUUUGACUUUGUUUUAGGGGAAAACUAAGUGAAAAGUGUUUGUGUUAAUCUGAUUGAGCACUUGUUGGCUACCCGCCUUGGCACUUUCAUGAAACAGUCCCCACCACCUGAAGUCAUCUCUUUUAUUUUUAUGAUAUGCUGAUGAUUAAGGAUCAUUUGUUUUUCAGUGAUCUUCAAGUGAGAACCAAAAUAAUGGUAUUAAAAUAGUUUAAAAGAAGUAGAUCAAGUAUGAUGGUUUAGACAUAAUGCAAAAUUCAACAUACAGCAAAAUUCCGGGUUAAUCUGAACUUUCUCUACACAGAGGAUUUUUCUUAUACUAAGGAGAAUGAGGUGUGAGAAGGAGGUGUGAGUCUAAGAAAACUAAGAGACCAAAAACUUAAGUGCACAUGCAUGAAAUCUCUAGUUGCCUAUAGAAGUUGUUCUACUGUAAUACCAGUACCUACUGAAUUUAGCCAAUACCCCUAAAAGUGUCUAAAAAUUUAAGGUUUUCUUAUGUGUUCUAUGAGUUCCAUAUUGCUUUGCUCUUGAAAACAAUUAUUUGUUGCUAAAAUUGGCAAUAUUAACUUCUAACCCCACAUUUACAUAAUAGCAAAUUCUUCUGGCCUGUGAUUUAUGAUGUGCUGCUAGAUAAGCAUUUGUGUAAAAUUGAUGUUUCAAAGAGAACCAGUUACAAUUGUAAUUUGCAGCUAUGUGGCUAUUUGCGGAUCUACCUCUGUCUUACAUUAUGUGCCAUAUAUCAAUGGUAUAAUAUAAUUAGUUUGACC